Molecule: messenger RNA, 7521 nt
Organism: Cydia splendana
Lineage: Eukaryota; Metazoa; Arthropoda; Insecta; Lepidoptera; Tortricidae
Gene: homer
Product: homer protein homolog 2
Exons: 11
Coding region: 512-1678 (388 amino acids)
Biological process (GO): regulation of store-operated calcium entry; G protein-coupled glutamate receptor signaling pathway
Cellular component (GO): plasma membrane; dendrite; cytoplasm
Molecular function (GO): G protein-coupled glutamate receptor binding
Source: RefSeq, a predicted model, not a curated record
UUAUUCUAUAGUCCCAGUCGAAUUUAAUUAAUGAAACUCUCGGUUUCUUACGUAUACAUUACCCAAGAUAAUCCAUUUCUAAUGCCCCUUGGCAUUUCGAGGGAGGGGAUGCAUUUUACCCAUGCGUAGGGGUAUUUUAAGUUUGCUCUCCAAGGAUCGCUAUUAUUUACAAUCACAACAACCUAUGACGUCAAAUAAACGUGUGGGGGACGUAAAUAUGUGACCCUUUCAAUCAAUUACACCCUAUUUCCUGCGCUUUCGUUAACACUCGUAGAACAUUGCAUCUAUUUCCGCCUAAAUAGGCAAUUGCACAUCGAUUGCAUACGAUCGAGUGGAUUUACGGCCAGUAAGGUCGCCUGGGCUCGGGUCAGAAGGUUCUAUUUUUAAAAACUUCAUACCUGAGCAAUCUUUUACUUGGUUGUGAGCGCCUGUUACGUUAGGGCGUAUAUUAGCGAAAUAUUUGCAUAAAUCCUAUUAAAAUUACAUUAUUAAUAGUAAUUCGUUUGUCAUAAUGCGUGACGAUAAAAAUUCAGGCAUCCUGGCCCCCAUAACUGAAAUGGAUGAGCAGCCAAUCUUCACGUGCAAGGCGCACGUGUUCCACAUAGACCCGAAGACGAAGCGAUCGUGGAUGUCGGCCAGCUCCGCCGCUGUUUCCGUCUCGUUCUUCUACGACUCGUCGAGAAACCUGUAUCGCAUCAUCAGCGUUGAAGGGACCAAGGCGGUGAUUAACAGCACAAUAACGGCAAACAUGACCUUCACGAAGACGUCUCAAAAGUUCGGACAAUGGAGCGACGUGCGGGCCAACACGGUUUACGGGCUCGGGUUCGCGUCCGAAGCAGAACUGGGCAAAUUCAUAGAAAAGUUUCAAGAAGUGAAAGAGGCGAUCCAGGCGCAGCAGAUGUCCGGCAAAGCCACCAACGGCAACAGCGGGGCCGCCACGCCCGUAGCGUCCGCCACGGCGUCCCCUCUGCUAGCCUCCCGCGCGCCCGCCGACGAGCCCCCGGUCGCUGCUCCCCCAAUACAGCCUAAAGUUGACAACGAUGAAAUGAUGGUCCACCAAAGAGCUCACUCCGUGUCGUCCUCACUACAGGGCGGAUAUGCGACAGUAGGCCGAGCGCCGCGCGGCCCCCUCGCGUCCACGGCGGCGUCCGAGCGCUCGGAGCUGCCUCCCGGCGAGUCCGCAGAACAGCAACUGAGAUACGAGAACGACCGCCUAAAACUGGCUUUGGCUCAGAGCUCAGCGAAUGCCAAAAAAUGGGAGGUCGAGCUGGCAACACUGAAGAGCAACAACCUCCGCCUAACAGCCGCCCUGCAGGAAAGCACCGCCAACGUCGACGAGUGGAAGAGACAGCUGCACCAGUACCGGGAGGAGGUGGCCCGCGCCAGACACUUUGCUGGGAAAGGCAACGAUGCGAGCGAAGCUGAGCAGCUGCGGCAGCGCGUGGCGCAGCUCGAGGCGGAGCUAGCCCAGAAGAACGAGGAGCUGGCACAGUUCACCAAGUCACGGAAGAGUGAACAGGACGCCGAAGCAAAACUAGCUCAAAGCCAGCUGGAGCUAGCCCUAGCCGCCCAGGACGGACAGCGGCAAGUCAUCCAGGCGCUCAACGACCAGCUGGCCCGCCAGCUCGAGGAACUGUCGACGAUCCACCGCGAGAUUAACACGGCGCUGCAAACAUGAGACGCGGCCUCCAUUCAGCCGCCUCCUAUAUACGCGUCCGUUGUCAAGCCACCGGACCGGCGGCUGCCGCUGCUGCUGCGCGCGCGGGAGGGGCGGGACGGGAGGGAGGGGGAGGAGCCGAGCUACGUGACGGUGAAGACGAACAAAUGAACAGCGUUCUCGGUAUUUCGCAAGGUGCACGAAUUCUUUUAAUUUCCUACCUGUAUUCUUGAUUAUCUUUUCGUGAUGUGGUCUCAGUGUUCGCGGUCUAAUCUGCUACUGUUUAGGCGGGCACCCGUUGUGACGGGCACGAAUACCGUUCUCCCAGGAAACCUUACACCUGUGAAGUCUACAAGUAGGUGCGUGCCCUUUUCAUACAGAUAGAUAUUCUGAAAAUGCGUGUAUUGUGAGCGUCCGCCGCGGUAAUCUUUGGCCUUUAGUCAGGAGGUACUGCUAACGAUAAAAAAUUUAAAGUGUUCUUUUUUUACUUACUCUAGCUUGGAUUUUAAAUAAAAUGUAACGUGAAUAAAUUAACAUAUAAUAACACGUACUUCAGAUUCUGCGAUUAGCACUUGUUGAAAUAAUUUGAGCCGAAAAUAUAUUGCAUCCUGACGAGGUCACGGGAUCACAAGGUGGGCUGAGAAAAAACGUAUUUUUCCUUGUCACUCAAACAAAGCGAAACAGUUUGCUUUCAAUUACUUAUUUAAUAAACAAGUAACAUUUUAAAUCGUUGCAACAUUGAGAUCACUCAACACUGUAGUUUUAACAUCACUUUUUAAUUUUACAUCAUGACAUCCGCACAUCACAAAUGUCACUCGUUUUUAUCACUGCAUAAUGUUUCACAAACAAUUGUCAAAUUUUAACCAUAACUUGCUUUUCGGAUUGUAUGGGUAGAUAUAUAAGCUGUCAUUCCAUAACCUACCAAAGUGCACAUGCACUGUAUUGGCAUUAACGGUUAUUUUCAAAAUAUGUCUUAUUGUUUGAGAUGAGAGUCUGUAUGCUAAAAACUAUAAUUAAAGACGUUUUUCAUUGUUAUAGCAGAGGAUUUCAGCUCUGGUUUUCAUCAACAUGUUCUCGAAUAAUAAAUAUAGUCAUUUUGUAUUUAAAAUAUAAAUGAGAACGAACGAGAAAUUUAUCAUUUCUCUGGCCUAAAUAAUUUCUUAUAAUAUUUACGUACAGUUAUUCCUUUCCUAACGUAUGACAUCUCUCUUGCACUGUAUUGCAUUGAAUCCAAUUCUUAUUGUCUUUGCAAGUCACAAUGAAAACUAAUAUUAUGCCAUCUCAGUCACAUAAAUAAUUGUUUAUAAUUAGUGGAGAUAAAAUAUUGCGUGACAGCUAUCUCAUACAAGAUAAUGCUCCAAAGUUCUUCAAUAUUAGAAGAAAUAGUUGUUAAGUUAAUAAUUUUCAGAAUAAUCUCUAUUGCGCAUUUUAAUGCAUUUCAGAACACGUCAGAUGUGUUGAGUUAGCCUCGAAUCUGUAGGUAGUCAUUUUAGCGCCUUGUCACUAACGCAUUUGGGUGAGCCGAUAAUUUUACUGAAGUAAAAGUGGUGGUGAUUGUAAUCCUACUCAUUUGGUGGACCAACCACAAACCUGAUGUAACAAAUCGCUAAAAUAACUUGCUAUUUUUGAGGCUGACUGUGCGUGUGUUAUAUAUAAAGUCUUUAUUAUACAUUGCAUACUACGCAAUGAAAUUAAUAACAUAAAUUAAGACAUGUAUAAGUUCUUUUUAAUAUAAAGACACGUGUCGUCUUGUACAUACGUUGUAAAUCGUGUUAUCGAUCAAAUGCCAAAAACUUUUAUUAAUUUUAAAAUACUAAUGUAUAUUUUUAAACGGUAGUAUGAUAAGUUUGUUUUUAACUGUUCGCAUGGUGAAAUACCGAACUAGAAAUGAUGUUUUAAUGUACCCCUAUUCGGAAUCUACGUCUGAAGGAAGGCAGGCUGUGUCGUGUCCUAGUGUAUGUGUAUAUUGAAUUAUUCUGUAAUUGAUAUUAUACCUAAAUUAACAUUAGUCGAGACACCACCAUUGCGUUGCCAUCGACACUCCAAAACGCAAAUUAAAUUAUAAAAUUUAAUAUAUAAAAGUAAUUCAUUAUAACGGGACAUGGAGGCAGUGUUUUCAUAUAUACUCGUAAAUAAAAGUUAAUUUACUCUCUAUAGUAUUAUGAAAUUAUUAAGUAUUACUUAUAGAUAAACUUGAAGUUCUGUAUUACUAUAUGUAGGUUAAUGUUCUCGUUAUAAAUCAUGUCAACAAUUUCGUUGAUUUCGGAAGUAAUGAAAAUUACUAAACCACCGCGUGAUAAUGAGAAUAUUGUACCACAAAAUAAUUGCACACUGUGAGGAUUUAGAAUCAUUAUAUUUUAAUGAAGAUACGACAUAUUUGUAUGAAAACACUGGCUCAUAUUCUCGUUCUAAUGAAAAUUUAAAAACAAUGAAAAUAAUUAUAUGCUUGACUAAAAUUUGAAAAGCGAAACAUAAAAUUAAUAAGAUAUUACAUAGUUGUAAGAGUAAUGUUUACCAAAAUUAUUUCCUAUUAAUUAUAAACUUACUGAUCUGUAAGAAUGCCUAUGCAUUCAAACUAUGCAUUUCUUUUACUCGAAUAUGAUGUUAUUUUUAUUUACUCUACAGUAUUUAACUAUCUCUUGAAUAAUGAUAAACUAGUAUUUUAAUGUGGUAACUUUGUCGAAUAAUGUAGGCGAUAUUCAUUUUUUAGCCUCGUAUUUCGAAAAAUAAUGAUCUGUAGAUAACUUUUAUGCCACCUAACUAAAAUAAAAAAAAAUAUUGCAAAGAUUACAACCUUUGAAUAAUUUUAAUUUCUCGCUCUUUCAAUAUUAGAUAAAGACUUCUAAAGUUCGACCUACAUUUUUCGUCAAAAUAACAUAACCUUUAAAUAUAUCUGGUAUAAGAAGAUUAUUGUCCAAAUAUAAAAUUCCAAUCCUAGUAUUAAGGUACGGAUUCCUAGUAACACGUUGAUUUCGCUUACGUUUCAAAACCCUGUAUUGCAUAGAGUCCCCUUAGCGAAUUAGUGAACUUUUGACAGAUAAUAGUUGUCUGUAAUGCGCGUCAAAACUAUUGACCGUUGUAUUCGCUGCCAAAAAUCAUUACUACACAUUUAAAAGACUUUUAAGAAUGAUCCACGGUGUACACUUGGCGUCAGGCGUGUCAGCUCUCUUCAGCUCACGAGGAUGAGCUAUUCAUUAGGUAUUAAAUUAUUCUGUGAUCAUCAGCACAACACAGGGACUAGCAUAACGGUCUGGCAAACCUAAAUCUGGUGCACGAGAAUGUCAUCUGCCUCUCCCGCUUAGUACUAAUUAGAAAGAGAUGGGUGGCUUAUGUCACACGUGACCUUAGUUGUUAUAGCUCCUCAGUAGUUAAUUAUAAGCGCUCGGAUAACUGUGAGUAAUGAUUUUUGACAUAUAUUAUUAACAAUAUUUUUAUUUUUUAUUUUAUUAAUUAGUUAUAUCAGUAUUUCAAGCAAGGCUGGCUUUUUGUUUUCGUUUAUUUUUCAAAUUCAUUUUUAUUUGAAUACAGAUGAAUAUUCUCUGUCAAACCUCUAUGAAAAUAUUAAAAAAACAAAAUGAUAUCAUUGAAAAAGGCUGAGGACACAAUUUUUAAGAUAUACAAUGUUUCUAAACAGGGUAAUUUCAUUUACUGUUGUGUAAUUUUGAAUAGAGACGUUGUUAUUCGAUUUUUACUCUUGUCUAUUGAAUAACAAGACGCAUUUUCGUAGUAACACUUUGUUGGCUAACGUUAAAAAAAACGAGCGUUUUUCUAAGUGCUUGCCAAACACGUAUUGUAAAAAUAUACGCGAUUUUACUAUGUGUAGCUAAACGUAUAAAAAUGUAAUCGAAAUUUUAGUAUUAACGCUAUUUCAUUAUUUCUUUCCGCAGUUGUUAUUAUUAAAAAUAGAUUUAAUUGAAUAUGAUAUUAUUUCAUAGGUAAAUUAAUACUUAGUUUUAGGUAAAAAUAUAAGUGUUUUAUAGUGACUCACUAUUUAUUUGUAAAUGUAAAUCUGUUUAUCACAUAAUUAUAGAUAGUGUAACGUAGCCCGAAUGAUCUGUUGGUAUUGAGAAGUGUAAUAUAGCGUUAGGAGUAAAGUAAGUGUUAUUUUCAACAUUCGUAAACAAAAUGUUAAGUGUGGUUGCAAUAUAUAUAGAUACAUUAUCAUAGAACAGUUAUAAUGAAAUAGAACAAAUGUAUACAAUUGAUUUCCUAUAGACAAAAUAAAUCUCAGAUUAAAAUAGAACGGAAAGAAGAAUUAAAAUAGCGAAAUGACAGAACAAUCAAUGGAGAUGGCUCGCAUGUACCCACCGACUUGAAUUGGAGUGCCAAUGUGUAUAAUGUAGUCCAUUUUAUGUAUGCCUCACACCGCUUCAACGAUACUAGUUUUCAUUAUAAUAAGGAAUACAUUUGUAUGGUGAAUUCAUUAUCUUCUCGAGCACUUCAAUGUAUUAAUCAAUGCUGACAAGUAUAUUUAAAUGAUAUACUUUUUAGCAUACCUUUAGAUAGUGUUCUAAUAUUGUGUAAGAAUACUGAGAAAAGUGUUCUUUUGUGCAUUAGAACGCUAUUGUUUAUAAAAAGAGGUAAAAUGCUCGCAUUCUGCCGUCGUAGAUAAAGUAUUGUAUUCAACGUCCCAUAACUAGGUCUUAAAAUUCUCGGGUCUGUUAUUAAAAACAUCGGGCAAGUCUCGUUUCAUAACUUCCACCCUCGAAUCCCCAGAACUCUUGUUAUGUGACUGUUGCAUAAAAUACUAUCCUCGUGCUCGUGCCGUCCAAUGUACGUUGUUAUUCUGUUUCAUUGGAAUUUCAACCAUUAUUAAAACGAAUAGAGUGACAUUUCUUUUGUCUCGUAAAAUUUUCGAACAAAUGAAAUUCAACCCAAUUAAAAAUACAACUAGAUUGAAACUUCCUUAGCUAUAAUUUUGUAUGGUGGGUGGCACGAGGAUUUAGGAGAACUGGUGUCGUCAGCGGUCCGUGAGCCGUCUUCGUUGUGCGCCAUACUUGUUGUAUUCACGACAUAGGAUAUUAUAAAUUAAAUUAUUGUUUUAUAGGCUACGCUGCGUUUGUUCCUUUCACAGUGCGUGACAAUUAUGUAAUACUAAUAUUUAUUUAUUUUAAACUUACUUCGACCGUUGCAAUCGUGUACCUAUUCGCAAUAUUUGAAAUUGUAGUUUCUGAGAUUGGAUAAUUUGAUUUUUUACUAUUUAACUCCCGUGAGACUCGGAACAUAUUCAAAUUUAAUUUAAACGGGUUUCUCACACUAUUUUAGUCGGAAUAUGACCUAUGGCCCGCGCAAUAAAAUGGAUCUGAAUGCCUAAAAGGGAAUUGUGCAAUAGAAACUAGUAGGUAUGUCUAGGUUUUAAUCUAAUUUGGGCAAAGAUAAUUUAAGUGCACAAACUCGCUUGAAAUGUGUAUAAUUCUUGAAUAAUUUAAAAACUGUCGAAACGUGUAGCAUAAUUAGUACAUUAUAUGGACAUGGAUCAUAUUCAUAUUAUUGCAACGAAAUAAAGAUGCCAAUUGCCACCUCACGUUGUUGUUAGAGCUUUUAAAGAAGGUACUUACCUCAAAUUCACCGAUUCUUUUUACUUAAUGAUUUUCAUACAGUACCUGAUUAUUUGAAAUUCACCGAUGGUUGUCAAUGAAUGUCAGGGCUCUGUUCUGAAAUGCAUCGCGAAAUUACAAGCAAGGCAGAAGUUUAAUAAAAGGUAUAUAAAAUGAAUGAAUUUGAAUGAUUGGUCCCAGAAUGGAGUCCCUUAUUAACAAACGCAGCAAAGCCUACGUAUGUGUACGUAAUAUCUUCCAUUAGUUUCGUAGUCGCUGUGAGCUACCGUAUGCAUUACAAUAAAUAUAUAAAUAUCGAUUUAAAUA